Molecule: messenger RNA, 3036 nt
Organism: Phyllotreta striolata
Lineage: Eukaryota; Metazoa; Arthropoda; Insecta; Coleoptera; Chrysomelidae
Source: the annotation of a GenBank genome assembly
GUAAAAUCUGUUGAUACAGUUUUUGUGUGCGAUAAUUUCCUACAAAAACUUACUGAAAAUCAUACAAGCAAUCAUUAGAAACGGCAAAUAACUGGAAAAUCUUUUCGACGUAUCGCCAUCGAUUUCUGGAAUUAGUCAUCGGGACGCAACAAGAAUGUAAACAAUCCGGAAUCCCCUGCGCCCGAGCCGCGCCUGCGCAUCCGUCGGGGACGGUCGCAUCGCGUCUUCGCUUCGCCUCAUCAACACAACUUCGAUUCGAUUUGAUUCAUUUCGCCCGACAGACUGCGUAGAGUGGCCGGGUCCGGUGUGCGUUCGUGCAGUGGUGGUCGCGAUGCGUGAUUUGGCCACUAAAAUGGCCGAGCUGAAAUUCGAGGCGCCCCUGGCCCAGUUCGAGGAGACCGACGAAUGGGGCUCGACGGAGUUCCAAACGGCCAACUACAAGAACGAGGAGAACCUGAACAACAUCAACAACAAGAACAAGCAGGACAUCAACGACGUCCUGAACGACUUCAGCGAGGACAUACUGAACAAUUCGGUGCCGAAGACCGUGCCCGCCAAGACCAUCAUCCUGAAGAACGGGGAGUCCGUGGCCGAUAAUUUCACGGAGACGUUCUCCGGAUCGUUGGAGGAUUUAGUGAACACUUUCGACGAGAAAAUCACGAAAUGUUUCGGCAACUACGAGGAGUCCGUCGAGAAAUUGGCACCCGUUCAAGUCAGGACGCAGGAGGAGAUUAUGAAUGAAUGCCAGAUGUGGUGGACUCUGACAGGCAAUUUCGGAAAUAUCCUUCCAAUAGAUUGGUCGAAAUCGUACGCUAGGAAAUUACAAAUCAAUGCCCUGCAUUUAGAUCAGGAGCCCCAGACGCCGGAGGACGACGUGGACCUCAGCUCGGAGGACGAAGCGGUGGCGAGCGAUCUGGACAUGCACGCCCUCAUCCUGGGCGGCAUCAGCCACGAGAACGACGAGCCCCUGAAGACGGCCGACGAGGUCAUCAGGGAGAUCGACGAUAUGAUGCAGGAUCCCGAUCUGUGCUCGGUCGACGGCAACCCGGAGUCCAGGGAGCAGAUAUUGGAAAAUAACGAGGUCAUUGAAAAAGCCAAAGAGGUCCUCAGCUCGCCGCUGUACGAGGACAAAUUGCGCGAUUUGAGCCUCUCGCAGCUGAACGAGCUCUUCCUGGAACUGGAAGUGCUGAUAAGAGAGUUCUCCGAAACGCUGAUCUCCGAAUUGGCGCUCAGAGACGAGCUCGAAUACGAGAAAGAACUGAAGAACACGUUUAUUUCGCUGCUGUUGGCCGUGCAAAACAGGCGGAGGCAGUACCACGUCGAAAAGAAACGCUCGGCCAAGAAUUCUUCCAAUAAAAUACCCAAUGGAAUGGAUCCCAAGUACUUGACCACAGUAAUUCCUUAUCACAUAGGAAAUGGACCGCCGGAUAAUCAGAGCCUUCAGGUUCUCAUUAAAAUACUCAAAGCCAUUAAUGAAGAUAGUCCAACUGUGCCCACUUUAUUGACAGACUAUAUAUUAAAAGUAAUUUGUCCGACAUAAGCGACUCCUAGCGAAUAGACCUUCAUUAUUUAAAAUAUUAAACAAGCUUUCGACUGCUACUGCACAUUACUACAUACAAUAAGUACCCGAAAAUUUAAUUUUACCGUUUCAAAUUGGUAUCUUUGGGAAGAAGCAGUUCGCCUGCUUUCGUUUCAAUGUUUAACCGGAUUAGUAGAGUCCUCAGUAACCGCUCGAAAUCGUUGGAAGAGCCCUAAAUUUGCCAGGGCCUCUUAUUUGAGUACUCCACUAACAGUAAAAAUUUGCUCGAUUUGUUGUUUCAACAAAACUCUUCUUCUCUGUGAUACGUAAUAGCGAUAUUUCUUUGUAUUUGUGUUCUCUCAGCUGACGUGACAAAUAUUUAUUUAUGUUGUAAAUACUUUAAAACAAAACGUUCUAGUCUAAUGUCUUGCAAGUAAACGGAAUGGAAUAUUAUACAAUGUGAACCUAAGUAAUUUAAUUGUAAGAUUAAGCGUACCUUUGUCUUUGAGCACAUUUAACAAUGAGUUUCUGUGCAAUAUAUCAUGUGAGUAUUUUUUUUUUGUUUUAGAUAUGUUUAGUGAUAGGCUUAGUGUAAGGGUGUGAUGUUUCUGGACAGUUUCUGGAGCUAUUGGAUUUAUUUUUUAAACGCACAAUACAAAUUUGUUAGAAAAUAAUAAUAGUAGAGGAGGUAAAACAUUUUGUAUCAUCGUGGCGUUUCCAAAUUUUUAGAUAAACGAACAUGAAAAUAGGGAAGCCUAAGAGAACUAAACCUAGAGGAACAUACAGCCCACUUGUCUUCUAGGUUUACUAAAAAGCGUUGUAAUGUAACACAAUCUCAAUUGGCAUUAAUAAUGUAGAUUCUAUCAAUCUAUUUCUCUUGAAUAGACCUGUAGAGAAUCUAUUUCAUGUCUAGGUCCCUAAUUAUUAGACACAUUGUGGUGGGCGUAUAGCAUAAAUAGACUAAUUUGUGAUGAUUAGAUGUGAUGAGCUAGACGAAACGUUACCAUAGUUAACAAACUAACCGAAAUUUAGCUAGAAUUAUGCCGUUUUAACGUUAGUGUAAUGCGAAUUAACAUUAGAUUAAUUAACGAGUGUUCGGGUAAUAACUUGGAGCGCCACGCCUGCGCGAUAAGAGCGAUAUUUUCUGUGUUCUGAAGCCGCAGAAACUGUCCGAAACGUGUCGUUUUCGGCAUCGAAAUGCAAAUGUGGAGCUUUCGUCUAGAUGAUAUUUUUGUAAGGGAAGGAACUGCUUUCACGGUUUACUUCAGUCGUGUGUUUGAACAAUCGUCGAGUACCUAGCCGUAAAUUGUGACGUGUAAUUGAAUUUUACUUAGUUUAAGUGAUCAGAGCUGCGUUUUUACUUUCUUGCCAUAUUAUUUUUUAAUUGUUUUUUUUUUGUUAACGAUACUUGACAAGUAAUCUUAGGUAUUUCAAUAAGAUACGUUUCGUCGUAAUGUUACCUGUUUCGAAAAAGCAGCCUAUAUAUGUAGAUCUCAUUGAAAUAAAUCUGUUCUCCC